ACAGAAUCCUUUUCACUGGCAAGACAAAGUUCUUCAAAUCAAAAGAGGCCUUUGGAAUUUAGCUGGUUGCGAAAUGGCCUCGAAGGCCCUCUCCAGAUGUCCUUUAGUUGAGGAUUUGGAGGAAAGGGCCACAACGGAGACCCCUGACCCCCUUAUUUGGGGUCUCACUGGAGGAUCUCAAGGGAACCUGGUCCGUGUCUCCUUUGCGGAGGUGGCGGUGCUCUUCUCCGAGGCGGAGUGGGGUCUCUUGGGUCCGGAGCAGAGGCGCCUCUACAAGGAGGUCAUGAUGGAGAACUACGGCCUCGCCGCCUCCCCAGGAUCCCCGAAGCCGGCCCUCAUUUCCCGCCUGGAGGAUGGAGGAGACCCCUUCGGCCUGGGAUCGAUGGACAGGGACAGCCCUGCAGGAGGUGACGAGGAAGAAGACAUGUUCCCCCCAGAGGCAACCAGGCACAAAGCAGGAAAAGAGAGAUUAGGAAGUGAACCGAAUGUCCAAAGGGACCGAUCCAAGAAAGGAAAGAAGAAGCCAUCGACUUCUCAGAGGGCCGAGAAUAGCGAAACCCAGGACCCUCCAGAAAGUCACCACCAAGCGUGUCCUGUCUGUGGGAAACUGUUCAGAUUUAAAUCUCAGUUCGUUAUCCAUUGGAGAGUCCACUCAGGGGAGAAGCCCUACAAAUGCACAGACUGUGGGAAGAGCUUCGGCCAGCUCUCGUGCUUACAUUCGCACCAAAAGCUCCACUCCGGGAAACCCUAUAAAUGCCCGGAAUGUGGAAAGAGCUUUAUCAAAAGGUCUGCCCUUACAAUACAUGAAAGAGUCCACACAGGAGAGAAACCGUAUCAGUGCAUGGAGUGCGGGAAGAGCUUCACAGCAAAUUCCGCUCUUGUGGUACAUCAGAGGAAACACACAGGAGACGGGCAUUAUCAGUGCGUGGAAUGUGGAAAGGACUUCACAGCUAACUGUGCCCUGAGGAUCCAUCAGAGGAAGCACAUAGGAGAGAAACCAUAUCAGUGCACAGAAUGCGAAACGAGUCUCCCUAAUAAGAAAGCCUUCACUAGGCACCAAAGAACUUGCCGAGGGGAUAAACCCUACAAAUGCAUGGAAUGUGGGAAGAGCUUCAGGUGGUCCCACAAUCUGCGUUCGCAUCAAAGGACUCACACAGGGGAGAAACCCCAUCGAUGCAUGUUUUGCGGCAAAGGGUUUAUUGAUAGCGGCUCAUGUAUUAAACACCAAAGGAUCCACACAGGGGAGAAACCCUAUAAAUGUAUGGAGUGUGGGAAGGCCUUUGUGAGCAGUGGGUCGUGUCUGAAACACGAAAGGACCCACACAGGGGAGAAACCCUAUCCGUGCGCGGAAUGUGGGAGGAGGUUCACUCAGCGGGAAAGUCUGUACGCACAUCAAAGGACUCAUGUCGGAGAGAAGCCGUUCAAAUGCUUGGAGUGUGGGAAGAGCUUCAGCCAGAGUAGCCACCUGACUUUACACCAGAGAACUCACACGGGAGAGGAACCACGUCAGUGCAAGGAGUGUGGAAAUGGAUUGUGCGAUUGCAGUACUUCGCAGGAAGCAACCCAUACAGGGGAUCGACCUUAUAAAUGCUUGGAGUGUGGAAUGAGCUGCAGAAAGGGGGAAUGCGCUAGCCGUCAAAGAAGCCACGUCGGGGAGCGACCCUAUCAAUGCGUGGAAUGUGGAAGGAGCUUCAAUCAACGCGAAAGCCUCCAUGCGCAUCAGAGGACCCACACAGGAGAGAAACCAUUCAGGUGCUUGGAAUGUGGGAAAGGCUUCAACCAGAGUGGCAACCUGACUCUGCACAGGAGAACCCACACCGGGGAAAAACCGUACCAGUGCAUGGAGUGCGGAAAGCGGUUCAGUAACCGCAGCACAUUGAAGAUGCAUGAAAGGAUCCACACUGGGGAGCGGCCUUAUAAAUGCGUGGAGUGUGGGAAGAGCUUCAGCCGGAGCGAAAUUCUGAUUGUACACCAAAGGACCCACACCGGGGAGAAACCCUUUAAAUGCACGGAUUGUGGGAAGAGCUUCAGUCGGAGCGGAAGCUUGACGGUGCAUCAACGGAUCCACACCGGGGAGAAACCGUUCAAGUGCUUGGAAUGUGGGAAGGGCUUCAAUCGGAGCAGGAACCUGGCUGUACACCAAAAAAGCCACGCAGGGGAGAAACCUUGCGCGGAUUGUGGAACGAGUGCCCAUCCUAAGGGAGAAUGCACAAGCCGUCCAAAAACAUUCACAGGGGAGAAACCCCACAAAUGCAAGGAGUGUGGAAAGGACUUCAGCGAACGCGGUUUGUGGCUCAAACACCAACAAACUCACACAGAGGAGAAACCGUACAAAUGUAUGGAAUGUGGAAAGACCUUUGGAGAUAGCGAGUCGUGUAUCGCACAUGAAAGGACGCACACGGGGGAGAAACCGCAUGAGUGCAUGGAAUGUGGGAGGAGGUUCACCCAGCGUGGAAGCCUCCAUUUGCAUCAAAGGACCCACACAGGAGAGAAGCCCUUCAAAUGCAUGGAGUGUGGGAAGAGCUUCAGCCAGAGCGGGAACCUUACUUUGCACCAGAGAACCCACACAGGGGAGAAGCCCUUCCAGUGCAUGGAGUGCGGGAAAGGCUUCACGAAUGGCAGCUCCUUGAAGGUGCAUCAGCGGACCCACACAGGGGAGAAGCCUUAUAAAUGCCUGGAAUGUGGGAAGGGUUUCAUUGAUAGUGGGUCAUGCACCAGGCAUCUAAAAACUCACUCAGGGGAGAAGCCAGAAAAGGGUUCCAGGUCACGCAACUCCCCUGCAUCAACAGCUUUGUCGGAUGCCAAUUUGCUUCCGGAGACAAUUGGCCAUGACUUAUAAAGAGCUAUAUGACUUCUUUCCAGCAUAUCUGAUAAGUCAUAUCCUAUUCUACCUAUAUACCUGGUUAUUGAGAUGCUUAGGAGGGACAAAAUAGAGUUAGAUGGCAUGUUGGCCAAGUUUUGCUAGAAAAGGAAGCUGAGUUGCCAUUUAUUUAUUUAUUUAUUGUGUCAGGAGCAACCAGACAUUUGUAUUACAUUUUUAACAAAACAAACAGACAGACAAAACACAAAGUUUGCAAGCAUGGAAGUUGAUUAGAUGUCCUUUGACCAGUAUCUGGCCCCUUGGAGUGCCUCUGGUGUUGCCGCAAGGAGGUCCUC
Messenger RNA from Anolis sagrei ordinatus, 3156 nucleotides. The record is from RefSeq and is a predicted model, not a curated record. Lineage: Eukaryota; Metazoa; Chordata; Lepidosauria; Squamata; Anolidae.